AUGUGGUCCUAUUCCAAAAAUCGCGAUGUCCUAUAUGGCGUCAUAGCGCUUUGCUUGUGCGCGAUAUCUUUCUUCAGUCUUAGUCAGAGGCAGCGAGAUGUAGUCAUUAGGAGGUUACGCUUCCAACGGCGACGACCUUCCUCGGCGCGGACCCCACCACGAUCGCUUUCUCCUGACAAGAAAGUUCCUAGCAACUCCGUGCCCAAAGCGAAUGAAUAUGCAAAAGUCUUUCCUCCUUUACAGCGAGAAGCACUUGCGGAACUCGCAUUUUCUAUGCCAGGUUCACAACGACAAGCGCUCGGCAACCUCGAGUUUGACGAGGUUCUUUUUGAGAAAUCAUUGUUGGGCUGGGAAGAAGACUUCCGAAAAGCAGACGAGUCGAAGUACGUCUAUUCUGGAUUUUCGGUCAAAGAGAUUCGAGCUUUAGGCGACUUCCCGGACCAUGCAACGCUUUCAGGCGUGCCUUUGCCGCAACCACAUCACAAGUUCGAUAUCGACAAAGCAAUGCCUAGACCGUAUCGACCUUUCAGAUGGGCAUAUCAUCAGACCAUGUCUCUAGCGAAGAUGGAUACAGACUAUUGGUUAGAACUGGAGAAGACGUACAGGUCGAGAAUUGUCCAGCGAAGAGCACUGUAUGCUGAACACGGUGAAUCUGUUCUGCAAUCAUUGCCAGGUUCUGAAUUGGCAUGUAAAGAGUUGAUGGAGAUGUCAUUGCAAUUCUUGUGCGCCAGAUAUCCUCAGUACUUCAGUCUGUGUCCAUCCACAUCCGAUCCACGAAAGACUGUAUUUGAGAACAAAAUAUUGAGCACUACACAAGUCGUCCAGGAAAAGCAUCCUCUCCUGGUAUUGUUGGAUAAUGUACCCGAAGACUUUGCCAUUAUGUUGAGAAGACCAAGUGAUGGGUACUAUGUUUUCCGAGCUGGCAUAAUUUGCAGUGCCAUCGGAUGGAAUGUUGGCACCAAGAUUAACAAGCAGUUACACGAGAUUCACGCUCCUAUACCUGACUACAAAGAGAGAAUGCAAUUCUCCAUGGACCGGUAUUUUACGAAGAAACCAACGAACAAGCCAAUCCAAAGGACAUCCUGGGGCUUGGAGGUCGAUGAACCGCUAUACAUGCCACCAGGAGAUCCACAUGAAAAAUACAGGGACUUCCAAUGCCCUGACGUUUCUCUCGAGCGAGUUCAUCUUAGAACUGACCACCAGACUCUUAGGAGACUUCCUCUUAGUGGUGCAGUCGUCUUCAACUUCAAAGCGUUGUUUACACCUGUGACCGAGUUUCGAGACGAACCCUACAUCCCUAGCAUAAUCCUCAAGGUUUGCCAUGAAGGCAAAGAGAACCUUAUGAAGUACAAGAACACCUGGCACGUCGAGCACGUCACUUUGCCAGCUCUGGAAGAAUACGAGCGAGAGCAGAAGCAAAAAGGUCUGAUAGAAGACAACUGGGAAGUGCGAACACUCGAUGAGCACCCUUUUUAUCCUGGCUGGGAGGAAAAGUGGCAUAUACAGCAGGGUUUCUAG
Messenger RNA from Lithohypha guttulata, 1518 nucleotides. RefSeq lists its product as uncharacterized. The record is from RefSeq and is a predicted model, not a curated record. The coding region runs from base 1 to 1518 and encodes 505 amino acids. Lineage: Eukaryota; Fungi; Ascomycota; Eurotiomycetes; Chaetothyriales; Trichomeriaceae. The transcript has 4 exons.